AUGACUUCGCUAAGAGCUCUCUACUUAAGCUUCAAUCAAUUAACUUCUGUGAUUCCAUUGAGCUUGUGGAGGCUUACAGAUCUCUUGGAGGUUGACUUCUCAUCCAAUUCUUUAAGUGGCUCUCUUUCAUCUGAGAUUGAGAAAAUGAAGGUCUUGAGGAGAUUGAAUUUGUCAAGAAAUCAACUAUCAGGUGAUAUCCCUAAAACAAUUGGUGGUCUCAAAGAUUUGACUAAUCUCUCCUUGGCAAUAAAUCGACUACAAGGCUCAAUUCUUGUAUCUUUUGGUGAAUUGGUAAGCUUGGAGUUUUUGGAUCUUUCCGAUAACAAUUUAUUUGGAGAGAUUCCCAAGUCCUUAGAACGACUUCACUACCUCAAAUAUCUAAAUCUCUCAUUCAAUAAACUACAAGGAGAGAUUCCCACAGGUGGACCAUUUCUAAACUUCUCAGCUACAUCAUUUAUGUCAAACAAUGCACUUUGUGGUGCAACUUGA
This is a messenger RNA of Juglans microcarpa x Juglans regia, 489 nucleotides long. RefSeq names its product DNA damage-repair/toleration protein DRT100-like. Lineage: Eukaryota; Viridiplantae; Streptophyta; Magnoliopsida; Fagales; Juglandaceae. The transcript has a single exon. The coding region runs from base 1 to 489 and encodes 162 amino acids. Gene Ontology annotation, molecular function: protein binding. The record is from RefSeq and is a predicted model, not a curated record.